GGAAGUUUCAUCGUUAGAAAUGUUCCGACUGGCCAAAAGAAGGACGACUCUUCUAUGAGAAUAUUCUUUCUUAAACAAUUCACUAAUUGAUAAUUAAUUACCAGUUGUAUAUCACCAUGGCAACAGAAAAGAGCACUAGUUCCAACCCCCUGGAACAAUUUGUUCUGUUAGCCAAGACUAUGAAGGGUGCUGCUGCAGUGGGCCUGAUCAAACAGGCCCUGGAGGCUCCGGGCGUGUAUGUGUUUGGAGAGCUCCUCGACAUGCCAAAUAUUCAGGAGCUGUCAAGCGGUGCCAAUGCUCCAUACUUCAACUUACUGAAUGUGUUUGCCUAUGGAACCUACAAAGAUUACAAAGAGAAUGCGUCCACCCUGCCAGAAUUGACUCCCGUCCAGCUGACAAAACUACGACAUCUCACUAUUGUAUCACUUGCUGCUAAGUCAAAUUCAAAGUGUAUACCCUAUGGAGAGCUACUCAAGGAACUGGAUAUCCCACACUUGAGGGCCUUAGAGGAUCUGAUAAUUGAGGUGAUAUACGCUGAUAUUAUUCGAGGAAAACUGGACCAGAAAAACCAACAUUUGGAAGUGGACUUUGCACUUGGGCGGGACAUCCGACAGGAAGCGGUUCCGGAAAUCAUCAAUGUCUUGCAGGACUGGUGUGACGGUUGUGAGGCAGUUUUGUCAGGAAUCGAGACACAGAUCUCGAAAGCCAACACAAACAAGGAGAACAACAUAGCUAUCAAACAGAAGAUUGACCAGGAGGUGUCAAACAUUAAGAAAACUCUAAAGAACACCCAACAACAGGAUACAGAUGAACAAAUGGUCACCGACAGUAGAGAUGUAGCCAUGACGUCUGACAAACCAAGCAAAAAGUCCAACAAGACAAAAGGCUUACGAGGAAGUUCUGGUAACAAGUUAUGGAAGUGACAAAGAUAGAUUUGAGGAUCAUAUCUGAAAAAACAUGGAAUACCAACUGUACAGAAAAUAAGAGAUUGUGAACAUGGAAAAUCGCCAAUUUUCUAUAAUAUGUAGCUUGUUUACAGGUACUAUGUAUUCUGUAUAUUGGUGACAUUUAAGGUUGACUUGAGCAAGGCAUGAAAUGUUCAUCAUUUAGUGCUAAUUUAAUACCUAAAAGGAAUGAUGUACCUACCUUGACUGACCGUUCAGCUCCUGGAACUGUACAAUGGCUGGAGAUAAAGAAUCAUCUGGUAGUGACAAAUAUAGAUGUAGGUACUGUGUACCAGGAAAUGUUCGCCCUUCAUCGGUAAAAUACAUAAUUGCCCAGUAUGAAUUUCGCCCUUCACAUUUAAUUACCGUAUGUACAUGAUGUUUAUUGAUGUUCUCUGUAAGAAUAAUUCCCUCAAUAAAUACGGAGAGAGAAAAAGGUGAAAAUUGAACAGGUGAAAAUUUCCUCGUAUUCAGCAAUUGAUCUUAGUAGCUGGAGAUUGUGUAUAGUUGAACUUCCUUAAUCCAGCCACCAUUAUAUCUGGCUACCGCGGUAUACCACUGUUCAGCCAGUAUUUUAUAGGACAAGUUGUCCCAGAAAUUCUGCCACUUCAGCUCAAAAGAGUUGUCUGGAUAAUCAAGGAUCAUCAAUAUACCUGGCCCUGUGUUCAUGAAACUGUUCUCAUGCUCAAACUUGGAUUCUGUGCUCAAGUCACAUUUCUUGUUCCCGAGAUCAUUUAAUAAAAACAUCACAUUCUGUUAAUAAAUAGUGAAGAAUGCUGGAGAAACUAAAUACCAUUUCUAUUUACACUUGACCUUAUCACCGUGUAACAUGAUUUAGGCAAAUAACAAGAAAGUCGGCUUGAGCACAAAAUCCAAGCUUGAACAUUGUUUCAUGAAUACGUGCCCUGGGGUACUGAAGAUGUAGGAAGAGCGGUAAGGCAGUGAAUAGUUGUCAACUUCAACCGCACACUUAUAUAAUACAAGGUUAUGCCUUGCUUCUUUACCAUUUGGAAGUCAGUACAGUGCAUAAAGUGCAAGAAAGUUUUAUAAAUAUUGUAAGAAAUAAUAUAUUGUCAAUUUUUCAAAGGUUGAUUAAUUCAAAGGGGAAUGAACAUGCAUUUUUGAAAUUUAUAUUUUAAGAUCCACAGCAGAUCGAAAAGUAAUUAUUUUGAAACCAUUUCCAGAAGCUGGUUUAAGGCAAAGUUGCCAGGACACUUUAUUCCAAAAUUUUCUAGAUGUAUUUUUUUAAACAAAAUAAUUCUUAGGUACAUCUACAUAUAUUAUCUUUCUGUGAUGUCUAUGUGAUUUUUUAUUGUCAAAUAAAUAUGAAGAAAAAAAAA
Messenger RNA from Mizuhopecten yessoensis (Yesso scallop), 2284 nucleotides. Its product is annotated as COP9 signalosome complex subunit 7b-like. NCBI's taxonomy places the organism in Eukaryota, Metazoa, Mollusca, Bivalvia, Pectinida, Pectinidae. The transcript is spliced from 9 exons. Gene Ontology annotation, biological process: COP9 signalosome assembly. The coding region runs from base 117 to 923 and encodes 268 amino acids. Gene Ontology annotation, cellular component: COP9 signalosome. The record is from RefSeq and is a predicted model, not a curated record.